Molecule: messenger RNA, 8603 nt
Organism: Osmia bicornis bicornis
Lineage: Eukaryota; Metazoa; Arthropoda; Insecta; Hymenoptera; Megachilidae
Gene: Ppa
Product: F-box/LRR-repeat protein 14
Exons: 1
Coding region: 1944-3419 (491 amino acids)
Biological process (GO): SCF-dependent proteasomal ubiquitin-dependent protein catabolic process
Cellular component (GO): SCF ubiquitin ligase complex
Molecular function (GO): protein binding
Source: RefSeq, a predicted model, not a curated record
UAGCUAACAGUUUAUUAAUUAACUGAAUCUUUUUAUAUUUAAACGAUAGUUUCAUAAUAAAAUUAAUAAAUGAUUUUUGUAUGGAUGCUUGAUACAUAUUUUUUAGUACUUUGCAACUUUAUUUUUCAUGUUUUACUUCAACCGAUUAACGAUGAAGUAGAAUAUAAAUUUAAGAUUUUCAUGUGCUACAAACGUAUGUACAUAUGUAUGGAUUUAUUUCAAAUAAAACAUUACCAUACCGCAAGACAAAGUGCCUUCUUUUUUGUUUCUUAAAGAAACUAUAUUUUAUGUUAUAUGACAUCGAUCGAUACGAACUUGUAGAGCAGUAAUACUAUAAUUUGAAUGAUUAAGAUUUACAUGCGUAAUGUGCAUUACAUAGAAAGAUACACGCAAGUGUUCUUAACAGUUCAAGAGAGAUUAUUUUUUUCUUGAACGGACUUUUAUCGAGAAUAUAACUGGCAGUAUUAAGAGGUAUGUAACAAAAAUUGUAACGAACGAGAAGAAAAGAUGAAGAAGAGAUCGAUGAAUUUAAAUGGAUAUGGAUAAAAUAAGGAAAAAAAUGAAAGAGGAGAAAAUUGAAGGAACAGUGGUAAUCGCAACGUGGUUCGGAGUAUACAAUGCCGUACCCCCACCUCUCAACGAAAACUUAAAAAUGCCGCCGCAGCGCAACCCGAAUCGAUAUUCGCCGACAUAGUCACGUGACAUGAACUCGAGCGUUGUCAACCAAUCGGUGAUCCGCUAGGACGAAGUUUACUUUGCCUGUGUUACAGAACGACGACACGACAUCUGACUUUAGGCAAAUGGAACAACAGUUUGCGACUGGCAGCGCACCGGUCCACGUUUUGGCGAUGUGUCGUUUCGAAGCCAGUUGCUCGAGUGAUUCCAUGACACAUUUAACCGUUGAGAGGGUGAAUACGAGGAAGAUAACACGAUACAUUCGCAUGGAAAAGGUACAAGUUGGUGCUUGACACAAUUUCUCCGUUUUUGGUCGUUCGUCUUCGAAGAACGUUGCGCGUGCGAGUAUCCGUUUAUAUAUUCGUAUCGCGUCUGAAAAGAAGUGAUUAGUGUGGUAGAGAGGAACGGUAGCAGAGAAGAAACUGAUUUCAGUGUGCGAGAGAAAGAUCAAGAUAGUGAGAGAAAGAGGUGGGGCAACAAAUAGCGGAGAAAAAGAAAAAAGUAUACUACAUAACCUACAGAACGAACACACAAAGCACACACGCGCGCAUGUGCGCGCGUGUGUGUAUGUACUGUACUGUAGAUGAAUACAUACACGUAUUUAUGCAUAUAUAGAAAGAGAAGAAGAAGAGAAGGGCGGUGUGAGGGAGGUUGAAGGUGGUCGUGUGGGGGAGAGAGCGAGGAAGUGAGCAAGUGAGUGAGCGAGUAAGAGGUACACAGCGAACGAAGCCAAGAGUGACAGAGAAAGCUACACACGCGUAUUGGAAGAAGGGAAAUAGGAAUUAAAAAAAGAUACGCUAGUGUGUUACAUGUGCGACACGAUGUUUCGUGAGUGGUAAGACCCGCGUGGGAUUAAAAGUCGCGAAACAAAACAAUCCAUAAACUUUCUCUUUUUCGUUUGGUUACUCGCAAAUCGAUCAUCGAUGAUACAUUUUAUCAAAACCAUCUUGGCGCACGAUGCAGAAACAAGUUGAACGAGAAAUAUUCGAUUCGAAUUAACAUUCGUACGGUGGAGUAUACUGUAUACCAGUAUUAAGUUCGCUUUGAAUAACAAAGAAAAAAAGGUGAAAAAGUAACGGCAACAAAAGAAGAAGAAGAAGGAUUAUAAUAAAAAGAAGAGAAAAGAAGAGUGGAGGACAAGUAGAUGGAGAAAGAAGGGAAUACAAAGUAACGUGAAGAGCAAAGAAGAAGAAGAAGAAGAAGAAGAAGAAGAAGAAGAGGAGAAGAGGUUUUUAAGAAACGCGUGUUGUAUAUGCGUGCGUGCAUGCAUGCGUGUGUGUGUGUACAUAUAUUCAGGCAAUAUGGAGGAAAGUCAGCUGUUGAUGACGGAACUUCCGGCAUUAACGCCAAGCCGCGGUACAACGUUGCUUCAUCGUUCGGGACACUAUUAUCAAUUGCACCAGCCGCACCUAGCGAUUCCAACGUCUCAAAGUCAAGCGAUCCUUUAUAAUUCGAGUAAUACGCCGCAUUAUACGAGCGGUGCAACGAGCGUGCCGGCGUACGCUCAAGGCGGCAUUUCGUCGAGGCAACAACCUCAAGUGGCUCGCGGUGCUGUCACAGCGAGCACCCACAUUUCUUCCCUCUAUCCCGAAAUAUUGGCGUUAAUUUUUAGUUACCUCGAGGUCAGGGACAAAGGACGGGCGGCACAAGUGUGCACCGCGUGGAGGGACGCGGCGUAUUACCGGUCCGUCUGGCGUGGGGUCGAGGCGAGGUUACAUUUAAGAAAGCAAGCGCCGGCGUUGUUUGCCAGUCUCGUGAGAAGAGGAGUGAAAAGGGUGCAGGUGUUAUCCCUGCGACGUGGUCUCGGCGACGUUCUAAAAGGUGUGCCAAACUUGGAAGCGUUAAAUCUAUCUGGUUGCUACAACAUUACCGACGCUGGUUUGAUCAACGCAUUUUGCCAGGAAUACUCGACCCUAACGGAACUGAAUUUAUCAUUGUGCAAACAAGUAUCGGACAUUUCGCUCGGUAGGAUAGUGCAGUAUUUAAAGAAUCUCGAACAUUUAGAGCUCGGCGGUUGCUGCAAUAUAACUAAUAACGGACUCUUGUGUAUAGCGUGGAAUUUGAAAAAAUUAAAAAGACUCGACUUACGGAGCUGUUGGCAGGUAUCCGAUUUGGGUAUCGCCCAUUUAGCCGGUGUCAAUAGGGAAGCAGCCGGUGGUAACUUCGCGUUGGAACAUUUAAGCCUUCAGGACUGUCAACGACUUAGCGACGAGGCACUCAGGCACAUAUCCAUCGGUCUCGCCACCCUCAAGUCUAUCAAUCUUUCAUUUUGCGUAUGUAUCACCGAUUCAGGCGUCAAACACUUGGCCAAGAUGUCCAGUCUACGAGAAUUGAAUCUUCGUUCUUGCGACAAUAUCUCGGACAUCGGUAUGGCUUAUCUCGCUGAAGGUGGCAGCAGGAUAUCCUCCUUGGACGUUUCGUUCUGCGACAAAAUCGGUGACCAAGCCCUCGUCCACAUCUCCCAAGGACUGUUCAACUUGAAAUCCCUCUCGUUGUCCGCGUGUCAGAUCAGCGACGAGGGUAUAUGCAAGAUCGCCAAAACGUUACACGAUUUGGAAACGUUGAAUAUCGGUCAGUGCAGCAGAUUAACGGACAAAGGAUUGUACUCGAUCGCCGAGAGUAUGAAGCAUUUGAAAUGCAUCGAUCUUUACGGAUGCACCAGGAUAAGUACCAACGGUUUGGAAAGGAUCAUGAAGUUGCCGCAGCUGAGUACGUUGAAUCUUGGUCUUUGGCACGUGCGGUGAUGGCUUUUUUAAAACGAAACAAAAUAUAAAGAAACGGUGUAUUACAACACAGCAUAUUUGCGUCCCUACUAUACUCUCGUACGUACGAAUGACGAAGGUGUUCCCUCGGUGCCUGUGGAACUUCGCCGGAUACAUAACCAUGCCGAUCGAUCAUUUAUUUCUUCUUUUCUUUUUUCUUUUUUCUUUUUUUUUUUUCUAUCACCUCUCUCACUUUUCGCAUUUUUAUAAAAAUCAUCAAGGCCAGCAACGAAACGCCCUCCUUUCAUUCGCUUUUUAACCGCGAUGCGAUCACCGUUCUAACCGACGUUCCUUCGAUUUUUCCUCUACAUCCUGAAUGAUCUUUAUAAUUACGCAUCUUUACAUCUUUCCAACGGAAUAGCUUCGUUCAUUGUCCACGCUACGUGUCGGGGUAUAAUAUCGAGUAAUAACGAAUUUCUUCUGUUAACGAUCAAAGUAGAACUCGACCGAUGUGUUUGUGCUUUCUUUAUGCUUAUUCCAAGCGCAAAUAGGCAGAACAGAAGGCGUGUGUGUACGUCGAGCCGAUGUUUCUUUACUCGUUUGUAACAACUGUGCUCUUGUACACGCGAUAUUCCGUUGUAAAUCUUUAUCUUUAGUCAGUAUCGCGACCGAUUUAGCCAAAGUAUCGUUUACAAGUAUAUAAUUGUGCAUGAGACAAUUGGUUGAAAAACAUUUUGAUAACCCCUUGCUGGCCUGUGACUGGAUCACUUAUAGACCGAUUUUAGUACUUUUUAUCACGUAAGAAUGUGAAUUUUUAUUUACAAUUGAUGAAAGAUUUUAUUUUUAAUUAAAAUGUCAUAGGCUUACAAGGGUUAAUGAGAGUUACGUGUUAAUUUUAUGUUUUUCUAUUUUCGUUAUCUAACCUUUCUGUUCUUAUUAUAAUUAUAUACUUCAUUUUCGAUUGAUCUCUAUAUUAUACGAACACCCUGUUAAGUUUAAUGUAGAAGAAACGUAAGGAUCUUAUAAGAAAAAUAGUCUCACGUUUCUGUUUCUUUCUUUUUUCUCAUUCAUGUGCCUUUUACAAGAGCAUUGGAUUUGUUGCUUGAUCAAAGAACCAAUUUUCUUUCACCACUUUCAGAAUUGUUAGGUUGGUGUCUAUGAAAUAUCAUUAUUUCAAUUAAAUUCUCACAUUUCAGGGGAAGGUAGAUGUUUUUAAUUGAAAUAGGAAAAAUUACUAGAGGAAACGUGUUAUAUUUGUGUUAUAAAACAUCAAAUAUAAUAAUGUUCUACGAAACAAAAUGGCGAGACGAAAGUAAUAAAUAUAAUAUGAUUGCAAUUUCUCUAUAAUUAAGAAUUACCAUAGAGUUUUCCUAGAAUUCAGUGUGUUAAUUAACGUUUGGAAUCUAAUAUCGUAUGUGGAUCACCGAAAUUCCGUGGAACUUGUACCGUGAACCCCUACGGUAGAUCACCAUAGCAACAUUUAGGUUAUUACACCAGAAAGUUGAAUUUUUUCGAGAACUACAUUUUAUAUGCACCAACCUAAUAUCUCGUACGUUAAUACCAAAGAAAAUACGAAGGUUAGAACAAGAGAAUCGUGUCUAGUUCGUUUGUUCUGAACAUUAUUAACUUUUGCAAUACCGGGGGGGGCGAUACCUCGUGUCCGCCAUUACUGUCUCAAGAAUCCCCGCGAAAACAGGUACAUAUUUAAAAAUCUGUAAUUUUCAGAAUUUAUAAAACUGUUUAUAUUCCACUUUUAGAUAUUGGUAUUGCAAUAGUUAAUUAAUUAUUUCGACGUGAGAUUCCUUGUAGACAGAAAGGAUCGUUAUUGUUUGUUGGUUAGCAAAAAUUGUUGUUCUUUUUUUCUCCUUGAUGAAGCGUACGUGGUGUAUUGUAAUGGAAAGGAUGUUAUUAAUAAUGUGCGAUUCAAAUAGGUCCCACGUGUUGCCAUUGGCGUAACUAAGAUUUAUGUUCAAGAUGGGCCAUCUUUCCUAGCUUUACUAAAAGCAUUGCUUAAUUUUAAUAUAAUUUUUACUCAUCGUUUCACGUAAUAACACGUUAAUUACCACAAGAACUUAUUCUUUUUAAUUACUUUUCAAAGGGACACAUUUUUGGGGGCCCUCUAUGAUCCUUACCUAGUUACGCCAAUGCAUGUUGUAUGAUACCACUUGACACUACUGUACAUACUUGAAACAGACGUUCUAUUUUAUGCAAAUUAUACAAGAAUCAUGCAUCUUUUUUCAAAGAUUGCGUAAACGUAAGUAGAUAGAUAAAGGGAAUGAAAGUUAGGUCGAAAUAUAUUUAAAUUGCAUCGAAUGCACCAUCAGAUUUCAUCGAUUGAAGAUGAAAAUAUAAUUUUGUUUUCUUUGCAUUUAUUAUGCAUAGAAAGUAUCAGUUUGUUACUGAUUUUCUUUCAGUAUUCUUUCUUUCAGAAACAAAUUGUAUCCAUUAACGUUGUAUUUGUUGAAAGAUGUAUUUUGUUAUAAAUAACAUACGCGAUGAACACCGAAUACAUUCGACUAGAAUUUCUUAAGAGCACAAGAGAAAUUUUAGUUGGAUGUAAUGGAAACACUCGUUCGGAUCGAUGUAUGAAAAUAAUAGCAAUAUUUCAUUUUAUUAAAUUUCCCAUCUUUAAUGGUACCUUCGAUACGUAUUUUCACGCGUGCCUUGUUUUUACAAGUGAAUUUUUGUAUCGCCUAGAAUAAUAAAUUUUUAUGAAUAAAAAUAAAAAUUCUUUUCUGAUAAUGUGAUGGUACAUUCGUUAGAAACAUGGCAAACGUGUUUCAGAAUUUUCUCGUUGAUGCAGCGACAAGUGAUUGCGUUUGUUAAUUCUUUAUAAUAUAUUUCUUUAACUGUUAAUAAUAAUUCGUUCGUAUUUUUGUAUAAACACAUUCUUUUUUUUUUUAACAUCCUUCACCUCACAUAAUUCCCUAUAAAAUUCUUACAUGAUUGAUCGUUCAAAUGGUUGUUGUUUUCUUUUCUUUUCAAUUACAAUUGCAUAACAUGUAAUUUUUUAUAAAAAAAAUUUAGAUUUCACAACGAUAAAAUAUUGUUAAUUACGUAUACGAUUCAAAAUAAGAAACUGUAGCUUAAGGAGUAAGAGAUUAAUCAUGAAUUGUAUAAUGAAAUGAUAAACUUCUUGAAAAAUUAUGUGUUCAUCGAAACAAUUACGGUGCUAUUCUUCUUGCAAACGUUUCAUUAAUAUUUUUACAUUUUCAUGCAAUUUUAUAUAUAUAGACUUCUUUUUUUUUUUAAUUAAUUCUUACAUUGUGUUAACCGGAAAUUAAAAGAGCAUAGAUGGCACUGAGCCUUAAAAAAUUUAACAAAUUUUUAGAAUUACACAGUUAACAAUAAUGAAUCAUCGUUCUUUCGUCAAUAAGAAUGAAGAAAAUAGCAUAAAGGAAGCACAACCGGUCUUAAUUUACUAUUUAACACUACAAAAUUCUGAAAACUGACAAAAACAAUCAGACAAUUGAUACCUGUACAAUGAACGAAGCUGUUGAUUUUAUACACGUACACAUAGCGUGUUUAAGAUAAGAUAAGAAUUCAAAUUGAAUUGUAUUUGUCACGGUGUAAUCAAGCAAUUAUUCGUAUUCAGAAUAUUGUCAUUCUGAAGAGAAAUCUACUAUUAAUUACAAUUAAAUUUCUUUUUCUAACAAGUGAAAAAAACAAAACAACGAUAGAAGGUACUUAUUAAUUUGCGGUACAAUUCUCGAUAAUUGUUCUAACCUAUACCUAACCUAUAGCUUGGCGGGUUCCACCGGACCCCAUAGAAAUGUUAAGAAAUCUACAGGUAAUUAUUAAAAUAAAAAGAGAAUAAUAUGAAUUGUACUUAUCAUUUGAUUUGAAGAGACAUUCUUGCCGUAAUACACCGUGCACUAUGGUGCGCCAUUUCUACUGUGUCACUCGAUAUAUCGAUAAUUCUAUUCGUUUACGAUUACAUCGAUAAAAGUCGAUUGCCGUUCGCGUUCACUUCAAACGAAACGUUUAUUUAUAAAUUUGAAAAGAGGAGGGAAGGUGGGCAUUGUGCAAAAGUGGUGAACACCGAAAGGAAUAACGAUAAACUGGAACGAGAGGAAAUGUAGGGACUACUGUAAAUCGAAAUGUCUCAACGUAUCAAGCUAUUUUCGUUUUCUUACCGUUGUAUAAGCUUUUACAUGUAUAGAAACGAACGACGGAUCAGAGAGUGUCUUUUCGGCGCGCCGAAUUCAAAAGCUGCUCUAUUAUUUAGAUGUUAGAUAGAAUUAAAGGAGAAAAAAACACAAGUUUGCGCGUGAUGACUGUAAUUUAAAUUAAUUACCGUUUAUGGUAAAAAAAAACCCACGUUGCAUCCUAAACGAUCAAUUAGAAAUGAAAUAUUUUAAUAUUACGUUUGAUAGUAACUACCUAUAUCACUCCAUUAUGAUCACCAAAUAUUUUGUACGAAUUUCAACGUUACACGAGUUUGUUUGUACUUCUCUGUUUGAUAAAUAAUACAUUAUUCGUUUCGAAUCGUUUAGCAUGUAACGAAAGAACCGAAUGAAAAUUAGUUGAAGUAAUUUUCAUUUAACUGUGAUCGUAUUCCAUUGUUUAUGGGAGAAUUUUUAACUCGCCUGUUCUUAUUCGAAGCAUUCCAUUUGUUGUACGUUCAGGAAGAGCCAAAGAAAAUCAUAUUAUAGUUGACAAUACAAAAAACUAACGAAGAUUUAAAUGAAAUUCAGUAUCUCUUUGGCUCGAACAAAGACGAUAAAAAUAAUUUUAAUUUUCUCUUUUUAUUUGUUUAUUGGUUUUCAUUCCGCCUCAGAUGAUAAUUGCGUAGAUAGCGGAGUAGAAAAGAAUUGUACUGUUGGAUGUGAAAAUGGUCACAGAAUGCUUAUAUUAAAUUUGUAAACGUUAUAAAUAGUUUCAUAAUAAUACGACUAAUUUUCUUGAUACGUAAAGUCGUUUUUUUUUUUCGCAUCCAACAGUAGAAUUUGUAAUCUUUCGGAAGAAACAAAGAGAAAGAGAAAGCAUAAAAUAAUAUUCAACUAUCGUGUAGUUGGUUGUACGUAAUAAGGAAAUAUUGUGUACGUACACAGGAGAAGAGGAAUUCGGCCUGCUGAUCGCCUCCGUCCGUAUCGCACUUUGUAAUUAUGUACUGUAAAUAUUCAACGACGAAUAUGUUAGUAAAUACACGCGCAUUGUGUGAUUGUAAAUAUCGAACAUGAAAGAAAUGUUUGUUAAAUAUAGAAUACGUUAAGUUUUUCAAAA